CUUGGACAUUACAGGUCCAAAUGAAAAUGAAAGCCAGUGGACAUAAAAAGGCCCCCAAGAUGGGCUGUAGGAUCAAACAUUGCCUUCUUGGACAGACAGGCAGAUACCCCACUAAUCAGAGAUUCUCAAGAUGCGUCUGUGUGGUAAGAAAUGAGAAAUUAUUUGUGAUAUUUCUUUAUAUUUCUAGCUUUUCCUUGCUUCGGUCCUGAAGAUAGUCCAGGGUGAGAUUUAUUGGGGCACUGUGUAGUGCAGGCAAGGGAUGAGACACGAAGGCUGGCUGUGUCAAUGGCAGGAAGAGGCUUGCCAGGGCCAGCUCUAGCAUUAGCUAGGGUGAGGCAAAGCAGCUCAGGUGGCAGGUUUUAUAGUACUACUAACGGAGAAGCCUCCACUUUGAGACCCUUUGCCUUGGAGCCUGAAGGCAAAUGGCUAUGUAACUUGGAUGUGGGUCACAGCCGCACCAUGCCUUUAAAGCAGUUUCGUACCACUUCGACUAUCAUGUAUUCUCCAAAGAAUCUUGGGGAACUGUAGUUUGUUAAGGAUUCUGGACACUAUAGCUCUGUGAAGGGUAAAUUACAGUUCUCAAGAUUCUUGGGGGAAGCCAUGACUCUUAAAGCAGCACUAAUGUGCUUUAAAUGGCUAGUGUGUGGCCGUGUUAAGGAAAUUUGAGUUUGGCUCCCCCUUGGGUGUGAAACUGCUCAAGAGGCAUUCAUGAAUAUCAAUUCUCAAGUUUCACGGCAGAGAGGGAAGGGGGCAUAAGCAGUCAUAAUAAAACAAACGGCUUAUAUUUUACUCUGGAACAGAGGUUCCUAAAGUGGAUAGUAUUACCUGGGGUGCUAAGAGACAAGGAGACAGCAGGGGGGUGCUGGAGGUGUGAGGGGAGCAGGUGGUGCUGUGGUCUAAACCACUGACCCUUUUGGGUCGAAUCUGUGGAAUGGGGUGAGCUCCCAUUGCUCUGUCCCAGCUCUUGCCAACCUAGCCGUUCAAAAGCAUACAAGUGCAAGCAGAUAAAUAGGUACCAUUGUGGCAGGAAGGUAAAUGGCAUUUUCAUGCGCUCUAGCUCCCAUCACGGUGUCCCAUUGCACCAAAAGCGGUUUGGUCAUGUUGGCCACAUGACCCUGAAAGCUGUCUUAGGACAAAUGCAGGCUCCCUCAGCCUGAAAGCAAGAUAAGCGCCACAACCCCAUUGUCGCCUUUGACUGGAUUUAACCAUCCAGGGGUCCUUUACCUUUACCAUUACCGUUAACUGACCGUGAAGCUUUGAAAAGCUGGUAUCACUGGAUCAAGCUCAUCAGUUUUGUUGAAUUAAUUACAUUAAAUAGUUCUAACUGGAUUUUUAUUAAAUGUGUAAUUGUUUGUUACUGUUUUGAAGUUUAUUGUGUUAUGAUCUUCCUUAGUGGGCCAAGCAAAGCACUAUUCUGAAUAAUGCUUUUUAUAGGGUAGGGGGCAGUGGGGAGGAGUUUAUGGAAGUAAGGAGGGUUCCUCAAAAAAGUUUGGGAACCACUGCUCUGAGGGAUGAGGGGAGGGCCAUUUGUAGGAUAGCCAUGUGUGUCCUACUUCGCAGUCCUCUAUUUUGAAGGGCUGUCAGACAGUCCUCUGUUUGAAGGUAUUCCAUAUUUGAGGACUGUCCAGCCUAAGUCCAGUUCUGUAACUAUACAUAUAAAUUACCAUUUGCAAAUGUUAAGCAAAUUGGUGUCACCUUUCACCCCUUUAUUUUUGGCAAUGCAUUACUGGCCACCCCAGGCAUUUGGAUUUUCUACUUUAAGUACCAACAUGCCCUGGACCACUUCUAGACACCUUUGUUGAUGGAUUCAAUACACUGUAGUCCAGGUUUGGGAAUCCUGUGGCCCCUCAGACCUUGCUGGACUACAACUCCAUCAUCUCUGACCGUUGGCCAAAGGUUCCCCACCUGUACUCUAAAGGAGCCUGAGACGCUGUUCUAUUUUGUCUUGAAAUCAAAUCUCUGAGGUUGUUUAGGUCUGAGGGAUCAAUGGCUCGCCAUUCCAUGCUUUCCCUUACUGGUAAACAUAACCUCCAAAUCUACUGAAAAAACCUCAAAGUGGCCAGCGAAAUUCCCCUCACAUGGGUUUCCCCUCUCCAGAUGGUGAGGUCACGCUGUGUGACAGGCCUGCAAACCAAAUUUGGGAGCACGUGUGUUUGCUAAGGUCCUGUGACAGGAAUCGUAGGAGCCAAAAUGGUGUUGUUUUAAUCAGUGGUACUGUUGGGUAAUUUUUGACUCUGGGUUGAAUGGUUGAGCGGGGCAGGACUCUUACGAUGGUACUGCUGUGUAUUCAAAACAUGGUAAGCUGCACUGCAUUUGUAGACUUUCCUGCUCAUUCUGCCAAAGUGGCUCUAGAUAUCUGCCUCAAAAUUGUACCUUGAUGGUACCACCCAUUGCUCCCUAUGGACAAACUGAGGCUUAUCUCACCACAAACCUAGCUCUGAAUAUUUGUCCCAAGAUCAGCAGGUAUCCAGCUCAACAAAUUUGCUGCCUUUCCCAUGUAAUGGCACCACCUUUCCCUUCUCCCCACAACUGUCUAGGUGCGACACUCCUUCUCCAAGCCGUCCUCAAUGUUGACCUUUUCAUUGCUGCCACCGCGGCUGGGCUUCAGGGAGAGAAUGACUCCAGUCUCAUCCCACAGUGGCGGCUGACUCUGCAGAAAGAAUUUGGCAUUAGCUUAAGACACUCCCAGCAACUUCUCUGCAAAAUACAGACUAUUUCACGUCGCUACGUAAGUCUGCUCGUCUUUCUAACUCCUCUGCGCACACAAUGUGACGGGCCUUGGGAUAGGAACUGGCUGGUUUCUGGAAGGGAAAGCUAACAGCUUCUUAGUUCAUUAGUUCUUUCCCCUUUCGCUGUUUAUCCAAUUAAUCAUGCAAUGGUUGAUGGGGAUAUCUGAAGGUUCUGACACAUGAAUAGUAGUGGAAAACUGAAAACCUGGAAAAUUCUGUGUCCUUAGUUAUUGCUGAUGGGAUCAAACAAUAAUCAAUCUGUUAUCUAUGAAGGCGCAGUAUAAAAUUAGUAACUUUAUGAGCAAUAGUUAAAUUUAUUUUUGGUAGUUCCUGCUAACAUUAUAAUGGAAUAAUUUUUUACAACUCUCAGCAAAUUUGGAGGAAAAGUGGAAAUAACAUAAUAAAUAAAUUUGAAUAACUUGCUUCUGUCUCUUCCCCCAUCUCAAGUAAGGUAUAUUUCUUAAGGCACAUCCACAGCAGCUGGUUGAAAAGUUGGCAACCCCACCUAGAGUCUUGGUCUUUUCUUUCUUUCUUUCCAGCUCUCUGAACGUCUGUCUGGAGUGCAGCCCACUUCUGUACGAAGCUCAGGGCAGCUUCCCUCAGUCAGCCUUGAUCUCCGCACGUGGCUUUCUCUUCCAGUAAGAAUAAUUAUUUAUUUGAAAAAUUCCUAUCCCGCUUUUCAUGCCCUCAGAGUAUGGCUUAAAAUGAUGAUAGAAAGCAAGUAACAACAUAAAUUGUGUUUAACAACAUUGUCAGUCUCUACAAGAGGUGGUAAAAGCCCUUGUGAACUACUCAAUGCCACCAAAAGCCUGAUAAAGCAAACAAAAUAUUUUGCUACCUGGUGCCUAAAAGAUAUGAAAUGUUGGCUUUGGGUGAGUUGAUAAGGAGAAGGAAUUCCGUCACUGAGGUGUCACCAGUGAAAAGGCCCUCUCCCUCCAGGACCCACUGACCUUGCCUCUGAAGGUGAGGUCACCUGGAGGCAGAUUCGCGGUCGUGGCUUCCCUCACAGAAUCUUGGAAAGUAAGGUUACAGGGAACCAGGCAGAGGGCCUUCUCGGUAGUGGCACCCACCCUGUGGAACACCUUCCCAUCAGAGGGCAAACAAAUAAACAACUAUAUGGCUUUCUGAAGACAAUCUGAAGGCAGCGCUGUAUCAAGAAGUUUUUAUUGCUUGAUGUUUAGUUGUGUUUUUAUAUUAUGAUGGAUGCCACCCAGAGUGGCUGGACAACUCAGUCAGAUGGGCAGGGUAUAAAUAAUGUUGUUGUUGUUGAUCAACUUGAGUGGGGGCAAUAUAGAUUGGGGAACUGGUGUUAGGAAGAAGGUUAAACACCCUUACCCUAAGUUAUCUCCUUGACCAGAUUAAUUAGACGCCUCUUUCUGUAGGCUGCAAUUUGUUAUUUGUUUUGAAGUAGGCUAUCCAUUAUCAAUUCCCCAGAUUAACAUGUAGUUUGGGCCUUAAUCAAUGAUUAGUAUUUUGGAUGGGAAGUUUUGGCAGAGCUUUGGGACACUCCAUAGCUGCCUGCUUUCGCCAGGGUUUCUUUCCACAUCUCAAAGGCAGGGAGGGAAGAGGCAGGGCACCUGGGUGCUCUUGACUAGUUUGAUUCCUAAUCCUGCCAUUUUCCCAGGAUGCCAAGCGCCUGACCUACAUGUCCAAGAUGCUGCCAUUUUAUCAGGGUUUGGCACAACAGCUGAGGGACCACGAGGCCACCAAAGAAGACUCUAAAUUCCUGUCUAACUUUGAAGACAUCAGUCUUUCCCUCCGAGACCUGGACCAUCACGUGAGUUAUCAGGUAUAAUAAUAAUAAUAAUAAUUUAUUAUUUAUACCCCGCCCAUCUGGCUGGGCUUCCCCGGCCACUCUGGGCGGCUUCCAAAAGAAUAUUAAAAUACUAUAAUACAUCAAACAUUAAAAGCUUCCCGAAACAGGGCUGCCUUCAGAUGUCUUCUAAAAGCCUGGUAGUUGUUGUUCUCUUUGACAUCUGGUGGGAGGGUGUUCCACAGGGAAGGCGCCACUACCGAGAAGGCCCUCUGCCUGGUUCCCUGUAACUUGGCUUCUCGCAAUGAGGAAACCGCCAGAAGGCCCUCGGUGCUGGACCUCAGUGUCCGGGUAGAACGAUGGGGGUGGAGACGCUCCUUCAGAUAUACUGGACCCUGCCCUUUGGGACACAGCUAGGUGGGGCAAAGGCGUCCUUUAUCUUUUGUGCUGUUUUAACACCUUUCCUUGAUUCUCCCUGUAGAUUUUGCUUUGGGGCCUGCCGAUUGAAAACGAGCCUGAGCCAACACUCAAGCCCCUUCGAAUUCUUCAGCACCGGAGUUGGUGGAGGAAUCGCCAGGAAGUGUAUGUCAUCUUGCGCUCCCUCAACAGUUUCCUCUGCCGGGUCACAAGGGAAUUCUCGCUGCUGAGGACUCGGGUGGCUAAAGACACUUCCUUUUCCAAGGCUUCCAAAUCUCCACCACUCCCAGCCUAGAUCCCCAAUCCGCUGUCAGAGAAUGCUGGCAUCCUGGCAUCCAGACCACAACACCUCCCCUACU
Molecule: messenger RNA, 5258 nt
Organism: Podarcis lilfordi (Lilford's wall lizard)
Lineage: Eukaryota; Metazoa; Chordata; Lepidosauria; Squamata; Lacertidae
Source: the annotation of a GenBank genome assembly